Molecule: messenger RNA, 3828 nt
Organism: Pan troglodytes (chimpanzee)
Lineage: Eukaryota; Metazoa; Chordata; Mammalia; Primates; Hominidae
Gene: USP30
Product: ubiquitin specific peptidase 30
Exons: 14
Coding region: 276-1736 (486 amino acids)
Biological process (GO): protein deubiquitination
Cellular component (GO): nucleus; cytosol
Molecular function (GO): cysteine-type deubiquitinase activity
Source: RefSeq, a predicted model, not a curated record
GGGACUGCGGCCGCAGGUUCCGCUGUCUCGGGAACCUUCGUAUCCCUCGGUCCGGCGGCGGCGGCGGCGGUAGCGGAGGAGACGGUUUCAGGCCUCCGGUGCGGCUGCAAUGCUGAGCUCCCGGGCCGAGGCGGCGAUGACCGCGGCCGACAGGGCCAUCCAGCGCUUCCUGCGGACCGGGGCGGCCGUCAGAUGAGGAAACUGAGGCUUAGAAGGUGAAGUGAUGCCAAAUGAAAUAGCAAAGCCAGGAUUGAACCAGAAUAAGAUAUAAAGUCAUGAAGAACUGGGGAGUUAUAGGUGGAAUUGCUGCUGCUCUUGCAGCAGGAAUAUAUGUUAUUUGGGGUCCCAUUACAGAAAGAAAGAAGCGUAGAAAAGGGCUUGUGCCUGGCCUUGUUAAUUUAGGGAACACCUGCUUCAUGAACUCCCUGCUACAAGGCCUGUCUGCCUGUCCUGCUUUCAUCAGGUGGCUGGAAGAGUUCACCUCCCAGUACUCCAGGGAUCAGAAGGAGCCCCCCUCACACCAGUAUUUAUCCUUAACACUCUUGCACCUUCUGAAAGCCUUGUCCUGCCAAGAAGUUACUGAUGAUGAGGUCUUAGAUGCAAGCUGCUUGUUGGAUGUCUUAAGAAUGUACAGAUGGCAGAUCUCAUCAUUUGAAGAACAGGAUGCUCACGAAUUAUUCCAUGUCAUUACCUCGUCAUUGGAAGAUGAGCGAGACCGCCAGCCUCGGGUCACACAUUUGUUUGAUGUGCAUUCCCUGGAGCAGCAGUCAGAAAUAACUCCCAAACAAAUUACCUGCCGCACAAGAGGGUCACCUCACCCCACAUCCAAUCACUGGAAGUCUCAACAUCCUUUUCAUGGAAGACUCACUAGUAAUAUGGUCUGCAAACACUGUGAACACCAGAGUCCUGUUCGAUUUGAUACCUUUGAUAGCCUUUCACUAAGUAUUCCAGCCGCCACAUGGGGUCACCCAUUGACCCUGGACCACUGCCUUCACCACUUCAUCUCAUCAGAAUCAGUGCGGGAUGUUGUGUGUGACAACUGUACAAAGAUUGAAGCCAAGGGAACGUUGAACGGGGAAAAGGUGGAACACCAGAGGACCACUUUUGUUAAACAGUUAAAACUAGGGAAGCUCCCUCAGUGUCUCUGCAUCCACCUACAGCGGCUGAGCUGGUCCAGCCACGGCACGCCUCUGAAGCGGCAUGAGCACGUGCAGUUCAAUGAGUUCCUGAUGAUGGACAUUUACAAGUACCACCUCCUUGGACAUAAACCUAGUCAACGCAACCCUAAACUGAACAAGAACCCAGGGCCUACACUGGAGCUGCAGGAUGGGCCGGGAGCCCCCACACCAGUUCUGAAUCAGCCAGGGGCCCCCAAAACACAGAUUUUUAUGAAUGGCGCCUGCUCCCCAUCUUUAUUGCCAACGCUGUCAGCGCCGAUGCCCUUCCCUCUCCCAGUUGUUCCCGACUACAGCUCCUCCACAUACCUCUUCCGGCUGAUGGCAGUUGUCGUCCACCAUGGAGACAUGCACUCUGGACACUUUGUCACUUACCGACGGUCCCCACCUUCUGCCAGGAACCCUCUCUCAACCAGCAAUCAGUGGCUGUGGGUCUCCGAUGACACUGUCCGCAAGGCCAGCCUGCAGGAGGUCCUGUCCUCCAGCGCCUACCUGCUGUUCUACGAGCGCGUCCUUUCCAGGAUGCAGCACCAGAGCCAGGAGUGCAAGUCUGAAGAAUGACUGUGCCCUCCUGCAAGGCUAGAGCUGAUGGCACUGUCUGCACUGUCCAGGAAAAAAGUAAAACUGUACUGUUGCGUGUGCAAGCGGCCCCACUAGAGCCUUCCAGCCUUCCGGUGUGUUCUAAGAGCAGGCUCCACCUGGGAGCCAGCCCCAGUUCACACCAAACCAGGCUCCCUGAACAGUUCUGUUCAUGUGUGUAGAAGGUUCUGUUGUGUUAAGAAAGCAUUCAUUAUGUCCGGAGUGUCUUUUUACUCAUCUGAUACAGGUAAUUAAAAGAAUUCAGAUUCUUGAAGCCACCGUUUUCAUAUUGUAAUGUUAGGUGUUCUCAGAGGGGAGGUACCUUUGUCUAAUCAAUGUUUCCACUUAGAUCUUUUAUUUUUAAUAAGCAGGCCCAUAAAAAUUGUUGACAAGAAUUAAUGAAAUUAUUAAAGGCAACAAUUUAGAAGAAAAAGUGCCUUUCACUUUCGAUUGCUUUUGUAGCAUGUCCAUUGUGAAAUAUUCCUUCCAGGCUACUCAAAGGAUAGCAAGAGAACAGGUAAAAGAUGCCUAAAGAACACCUUCCUUUUUCUAUGCCUUUUCUAAUCUUUCAAUUCUUUCUAUGGAGUAAAGGCUCAUCUGCCAAAUCUGCCCCCUGGGGAAACUCUUUCACUACUUUGUCAGUUAUAAGUGAAAAGCUUACUUGUUGCUUUUAUCUUUUGUAUAUUGGACUGAGAUGUAAUUACACUGUAUUAUAAAACUCUGUGAAUAGCCAGAACUGAGCUGGAUCUUUGCAACACCCGAUUCCUCUGCUCUGUGGAAAACUUUUUCUUACUCAAGGAUCCACUGUGGAUGGUUACUUUCAUCUGUUUAUUUCUUGUCCAUGCAGAGCUCUUAAGGUUUACAGGUGGGAGCUUGGGGCUGUAUAAAAAAAUAAUCCCUGCCCUGAGUUGACACCUGGCUUAGGAAGGAAGGGCUGAGUAUGGGGCUGCAGUCUCUGUGAACCCGUUUCCUCAUUUGUGAAGUGAAGGGUUAGAUUUGAUGACCACCAAAGUUCAGCCCUUUUCACGAAAAGGAGAAAGCAGCUUUUGACUUUUUAAAAAACAUAUAACUACAGCUGGCAUCUAGUAUUGUCAUGUUGCUCUAGGUCCAUAUUCUGAAUUUAUUCAUUUCCAGUAGCCUAAUACAAAAAGUAUAUAUUGAGCACUUUCUUCCCUUUUCAGGUAAGUCUCUGAAUGCAGCCCAGAGCCAAAGGAAUUUUGAUGACACAGUAGUACCUAUGUUUUAAGCUAUAUUUUUAAUUUAGAAAAAUGGAUACCAAAUUCAAACCGACUCAUCAGAGGUAAGAUUAGGAAUCAGACCUUUCCAAAAGGUCAUCUGAGGUAAGGCUAAGACCGCACUUCCUCUGCUGGGGGUGAGCUGGCAGACACACCAAACAGUGCCUUGGCAGCAGCUCACGGUGGAGGAAGCCCAGGUGAUCACUCUUCUGCUGGGCCCAGGCUGCACCCUGAGGACUCAGUAACUCACUCUCAACAGAAUAUUCUGUGCAGGCUCUCCAGGCUCUGGGCGUCAGGGUGCAAGGGGCAGCUUGAACUGUACGGUCCGUCCUGCACUCACCCGAUGCAGACCUUGACUUUGAUGUUGAAAUGAACACACUUGUUUUACCCAAGUCUGGUGGAACAAAUGCCCAAUCAUGUGACCUUAAAGUGUACUGCAAAGCUGUAGCUUUAAGUAAUUGCUGUUCUGCCACUGCUUACUCUGAAAUCUACCAUCAAAGAAAGAUGGAGAAAAGGGGCUGAGCCUUGGAAUAUAUGGUUAUAAGCAGAUCUUUCUUUGGUCAGAGACCAGGGUUUGAGCCAAGGCUGUAAAUGUGAACAAUAGCUGUGCAAAGCCUUUUAACCUGACUUCAUUUUGUAAAUUAUUAUGCAUUAAGUAGCAGCCCAAUAAUCUGAUUUCUAGUUUUAAGUUAUUUUCAAAGUAAGUAGCUUCUUUUGGGGAAAACCUAAGUUAAACUAGUAGUUUUGCCAUAAUAACUGCUGAUUUAUGUAUUUGCUAAAGGUACUUUUGUAUCCGCUGUGUAUUAUAGCAAUAAAAUAAUCAUUUUGUUAGAAAAAAA